Messenger RNA from Closterium sp. NIES-67, 4465 nucleotides. The record is from the annotation of a GenBank genome assembly. Lineage: Eukaryota; Viridiplantae; Streptophyta; Zygnematophyceae; Desmidiales; Closteriaceae.
UCCCUCCCAAGAGAGCAUACCAUCACUGUUCUUUCCCAUAGCCUUCUCCUGGACCGCCUACUUACUGCCUUUCUUCCUACAACAGCUACCAUUCUCAUAGAGCACACAUCAUUCGUCGCAGUCUAUUCGAUGUACUGUAGAUGGACGAUAGAGCACCUAGUAUCUGACCGAGUCGUUCAGCUCGUACCCGCAUAUGCUGAGCGGCGGUAGAUGGACGCGUCAGAGCGACGGCCCCUCGUGCCUCGCGCAGUGAGGCUCGGCGAGCACCAGAGCGGAGACCCAUCGCACCGCUCGUCGCGCCGCUCGUCGCGACAACAUGGCGGUCACGACCUCAAUCCCCUAGCGAGCAUCGUCGUAUUCUGCGGCUAUGGCGUCGCGCUCCUCCUCGCUUUCAACGUCAUGCGUCUGGGACCUGCGUCGCCCUCGUCGCAGCCCGUCGCAGCGUGCGUCGCCGGCGACUCGCGAGGCGAAAGGUGCGACUGGGCUACCCACGCGACCCACCAGGUGCUGCACCGGCCGUGGAGCCCCCCUGUAGCGGCGCUGGCCGUGCUGGGGUUCUCGCUGCUGCUGCUCCGCGCGCUGUCCGCGCAGGCGGCGCGAGUGAACGAUCUGGAGAGACGAUUGCGCGGGGUGUGUGGGCAACAGGCGGGGGAAGGCGGUGAGGGAGAUGCGCUGACGGGGGGGAGCGGGGGGGAGGAGGAGGAGAAAGCAGAGGAGAAGAAAGAGAGGAUGGGGAUAGAAGCUAGACAGGUGGAGGGGGAGGGUGCCAGGGGAGAGGCGCGGAUGGCGGCAGAGGAUAGCGAGGCGGUGGUGUCGGGCGGUGGGGCAAUUGCUGCGAGCGCAGCUGCAGGCGUGCUGAUCCACGAGAUAGCGGCGCCCAUGAGAGGCGUGGUGGGCAUGCUGCGGCUGCUGGCGUCGUCCGUGUCCGACCCCAUGCACCUCGACCUCAUCCACACGCUCCACGCCUUCGCCGCGCAUCUCACCCGCCUCGCCGCUGCUGCCAGCGACACGUGGCGCGCACAGAAUGGCCCACUGCCGGUGCUGACGUCUGCGGUGGAUGUGCGCAUGGUGGUGGACGAGGUGGUGGCGGCGGUGGGCGGCGAGGCGCGCGAGAAGGGCGUGGAGGUGGCGUGCCUUGUGAUGGAGGACGUGCCGUCGCUGCUGCGCUCCGACGCCCUCCGACUCAAACAGCUGCUGCUGUGCGUGGCGUCAUCAGCCGUGCAGCACACGGAGCAGGGCCACGUGCUCCUCUGCAUGCGCCUGCUGCACCCCACCGAGGUCAAACUGCACCAGCAGCGCCAGCACAGGGGCGCGCAGCAGAAGCACAGAGUGGUGACAGGGAUUGUGAACGUGGGUAAUCAAGACGGCGUGAACGCUCUCCACCUGCCCCCCUCGCGCAUGCCCCUCCCACAACCCAUGCACCGGCACCCCCUCUCCCCGUCCCCCGGCACAGCACCCACCACGGCCCCCACCGCCCCAUUCCCCUCCGCCUUCUCCGUGCCCUCCUCGCCCUCCUCCCUCUUCUCCAGUCCCGACCUCCUCGGCCUGGGCGGCAUUGCUCGGCGCCUAGCAGCCUAUGCUGCUCCCUGGAGCGAGCAGGCGUUGCAGGAGCAGCCGAGCACCCGCUCUGCCGUGCUCGCGUCUCUGUCCGUUGACAGCUGGCUGCAGCAGGGGGGCCUGGCGCAGGGCGAUUCUACUGACCAUCGCCAGCAGCAGCAGCAGCAGGAGCAGCAGGAGCAGGAGGGUGAGGAGAGGGGGAGAGGAGGGAGUUUGAGUGGGCAGCGGGUGGUGGACGGGCGGUGCAGCUGGGGCGCGCUGAGAGGGCUGCUGGAAACACAGGAGGGGCGAUUCGCCGCUGCCAUCACCCUUGCUACCUCUGCUGCUGCUGCCAGUGGUGGUGCUGGCAGUGGCAGUGGGGGCGGCGAGGUGUGGGUGGAGGUGGUGGUGGAGGACACGGGGUCGGGCGUGCCGCAGCCAGUGCUGGACACACUCAACGCCAUGCCACCUCAUGCCGGCCACGCCGCUCCUCUGCCACACGCGCUGCUGUCGCUCCAUGCGGCCACGCCCCUGUUGCUCGCACAUGCGCAGCUCCUGGCGUCUACUCUCGGGGGGUCUCUCAGCAUCGCAACAGCGCCUGCCAUCGGCACCACUGUCUCCUUCGCUAUCCCCAUGGCGCUGCCCCCACUCGCCCCCAUCCCCUCCUCCUCGCCCGCCCUCCCCACCUCCGCGCCAUCAUCCCGCUCUCCCCCCCAUGCGCCUCUCCCCCCCGCCUGCCUGCCCGCCUCCGCCCCCCCGUUCCCCCGUGCGGGCGCGAGUAGCAGCAGCGAGGGCGGGCUGGCGGCGCUGGUGGGGCUGUGGGGGAGCGUGGGGGCGGAGGGGGGCCUCUGGGAGGCCAUGGGGCUGGGGGGGGGCGCGGGGCAGGGCGUGGGGGAAAGGGCACUGGGCUCUGUUGCAGCAGGGGAGGGUGCAUGGGAGGGGGACGCGAGGGGAGAGGGGCGCGAGGGGAAUGGAGGGGGAGGCGGUGGCGAGGGCAGAGGCAGGGGCGGGUGGAUGGGGGAGGUGGGAGUGAGGGAGGUGGGGGCGGCGGAGAGGAGGGCGGUGAGGGAGAUGGGCGUGGUGGGGGCGGUGGGGGGCGAGCAGUGGGAGGCGGUGUGGGCGCUGGUGGAGCAGCUGCGGGGGGUGCGCUGCCUCGUGGUGGACGGCAACCCCAUCCGCCAGCAGGUGACAGCGUCGUUUGUGUCGCGCCUGGGUGUCGACGUGGACCUCUCCGACAGUGUGCCUGACGCCAUCGCCGCCCUCCAGUGCGCCCCGCCCGCUGUGCACCCGGCAGCAGUGGCGUGGCAGGGAGGGGUGGGCAACGGUCGGAGCAGGUGGGAUGUGGUGGUGGUGGAUGCGGAUUGUGACGGCACCCCGGGCUCCGGCCUCCUGCUUGGCUCCCAUGUGGCCCGCAUCAAUGCCGCCCAUGCCGCCCAUAAUGUCUCCGCUCAAAAUGCCGAGCAAGCCGCCCGUGCCGCCCAUGCUCCCUGCAGCGCCUCUGCUGCUGCCCCGGCUGCUUCAGCCACAGUCGUUUCUGCAGGAGACGGGGAGCCAGGGCGGGCGACAGCAGCAUCAGGAGGGGCAGGGGCAGAGAGGGUGGGAGGCGGAGGCUUCACCGCACUGGCAGACGAAGGCAUGGGGGAGGAGGAUGAGGGGAGAGGGGGGCUGGGGGAGGGGGGAGAGCAGCGGGGCAGUGGGAGGGAGGGAUGUGGAGCGAUGGAGGGAGAUGGGAGGGAGGGGAUGGAGGAGAGGGAAGGUGCGCAGGUGGCGUGCAGUGGCCAUGGGGGGGGCAUGACGGAAGGGCGUGAGGGGAUGGAGGGGCGGAGUGAGUGGGGCUUGUUGGGGGGGCGCUAUGAGGAGAGCAGGGUUCACUCGCAGCAGCAGGAGACAGCAGCACGGCAGCAGGUGGAGCAGCAAGCACAGCAGCAGCAGUGGCAGGAGGCGCCUGGGUCGGCUGCCAUCUCAUCCAAGCUGGUGCUCGUAGCUCAGGCAACAAGUGAGGACAUGGCGGUGGCAGCAGCAGCGCAUGGUUUCUCCUGCAUCGCCCUCAAGCCACUGCGAACACCAACCCUCGCUACAGCCAUGCUGCAGGCCCUGGGCGUGAGUGCGAGGGAGGUGCAGCAGGCAGCAGUGCAGCAGCAGCAGGUGCACCUCAGGCGACUGCUGCGAGGCAAAGUCGUGCUGGUGGUGGACCCGUGCUUCCAAACGCGCAAGGCGGCAGCGGUGGCGCUCUCGCAGUUCGCGGAUGCAGCGUGCGCCGUGGCGUCACCAGCAGACGCCCUCAGCCGCCUGGCCCCGCCCCACGACUUCCACCUCGUGCUGCUCAGCCUCUACCUGCCGGACCUCCCUCCUACACAGUUUGUGCAGCGAGUGCGAGAGAUGGAGGCCGCAGCAGCUCUAGGUGCACCAGCAGCAGCAGGAGGGAGCGGGGAAGGCGCAGGGGCACCAAAGGGAGUUGCAGAGAUGCCAAAAAGCAGCAGUGGCAGCAGCGUUGGGGUGGGUGGUGCUGCAGGGGACGAAGGCGCCAGCAGUGUUUGUGGGGCGCCAGUGCCAGUGCUGGGGAUGGUCACAGAUGUCCUCACCAACGACCUGCCACCACGGUUGAGCGACUGCCGUGUAGACGGUCUCCUUGCAACACCCAUUUGCGAAUCCCAGUUGCUCUCAACUCUAAGAAGCCUUGUUUCCUGUGGGAAGUUUAUAUAAAGAGGAGUUCAGAAGACUUGUAACGUGUACAUUAUUCUGAACCAAGCCGCAAAGCUGGGCAGGGCAGAUGGGCAGGUUUGGACGGUGCAGCUGGCGAUACACACCCGAAUCUCCAGCGACGGGGGAUUCAGCCGCCAGCUCAGCAGCGGGCAGCCCAAUCACCACGCCGAGCCAGCUGAUGAAUUUGGAUGACUUUUGAGCCGCGAUGUUGCUUUUCCCUUUCCUG